UAGGUCCUUGUCGCCGCUCGGAAGUCCUCAAUAACCCCCGCGGCUCCCGUAGUCGCCGCUCGGGGCCCGUCGCCGCGCGGUCGUCACCGUCGCCGCCUCCGGGUCCGGGCCCCCGGGCCCUCCCGCUGCCACCAUGAAGCUGCGGGUGCGGCUACAGAAGCGGACGUGGCCGCUCGAGAUGCCAGACGCGGAGCCGACGCUGGGCCAGCUGCGCGCGCACCUGAGCCAGGCCCUGUUCCCCACUUGGGGCUUCAGUUCCGAUACCCGGUUUGCAAUCACAUUGAACAACAAGGAUGCCCUCACUGGAGAUGAAGAGACCUUGGCUUCAUAUGGGAUUGUUUCUGGGGACUUGAUAUGUUUGGUUCUUGAAGAUGCCAUUCCAGCACCUAACUUACCUUCAUCCACAGAUUCAGAGCAUUCCUCACUGCAGAAUAAUGACCAACCCUCUUUGGCCGCCAGCUCCUAUCAGUCCAGCGCACAGGAUGAACAGCCCAGUGCUUCAGUCCAAGGACAGGCAGCCGAGACUGGCCUCUGGAGUGAUGACAGCACGUCGGGGCCUGGUCAGACUUUCGAAGCUGGGUCGGUUCAAGAGGUUGUGGAUAUGGAAGAGGGCACAGGUGUCUUUCCCUCGGAACCCAUGCUCUGCAGCGAGUCGGUGGAAGGGCAGGUGCCACAUUCGUUAGAGAUCCUGCAUCAGUCAGCGGACUGUUCUAAUGCCAACGAUGCCUUGAUAGUAUCGGUGCAUCUGCUCAUGUUGGAGUCAGGUUACAUACCUCAGGGGACCGAGGCUAAAGCCCUGGCCAUGCCGGAGCAGUGGAAGUCGGGCGGCGUGUAUAAGCUGCGGUACACGCACCCUUUGUGCGAGGGCGGCUGCGCUGCUCUCACGGGUGUGCCUCUGGGAGCCCUGCUUGUCAUAAACGCCACACUAAAGAUCAACAGUGAGCUCAGAAGUGUGAAAAGGUUGCAGCUGCUGCCGGGAUCAUUUAUUUGCGAAGCUGAACCAGGGGCAAGUGUAGCCAAGAUAUACAAAGAUCUUCAGAAGCUCUCUCGUCUCUUCAAAGACCAGCUCGUGUAUCCUCUUCUGGCUUUUACCCGACAAGCACUGAACCUACCAGACGUGUUUGGGUUGGUAGUCCUUCCUUUGGAGCUGAAGCUGCGGAUCUUCCGACUUCUAGAUGUUCGUUCUGUUCUUUCUUUGUCUGCAGUUUGUCGUGACCUCCUUAUUGCUUCAAAUGACCAGUUGCUGUGGAGAUGUUUGUAUCUGCGGGAUUUUAGAGAUGGGACUGUUAGAGCUCGAGACGCAGAUUGGAAAGAACUCUACAGGAAGAGGUACAGACAAAGAAGAGAAGCUCAGAGAGGUCGCCACGUGUUGUUCCCACCACCGUUGCCCCACCCCAUGCCGCUCGGCCCCAGCCCCUGGCACCCCAGGCCUUUCCCUCCCAGCUCUCUCCUCCCUCCAGGAAUUAUUGGUGGAGAAUACGACGAGAGAGUAACACUUCCCUUUGUUGGGGACCCCAUCAAUUCACUCAUCCCGGGGCCCGGGCAGACACCAGGCCAGUUCCCUCCACUCAGACCACGUUUUGAUCCCAUUGGCCCGCUUCCAGGACCUAGCCCCACCUUGCCAGGGCGAGGUGGCCCGAGUGACAGAUUUCCCCUAAGGCCCAGCAGGGGUUGGCCACCCGACAGCCGGCCACCAUUCAUGUGAUUGAUUGUAAUCUUACUUCUGGAGCUUGUUUGGUUUUUUGUUUUUAAAACCGCAGAUGCCAUCUUGUCAGGGUGCUGAUCCCCAGCGUUUCCUGAUAGUGAUGCUGAGGAACGCACUCCCCUGGCCUUUCCGUAGAUACUUAAAGCUCCAGGGCGGUGGGGCCCACAGGGUCCUGUAGGACCGGGUUGGCCUUGGAAAUAGUUGGCUCCUGACCUCCCCCCUCUGAGUUCUCCUCUUGAGUGAAGGUUGUUCACUGAUAAAUGUUCUGCACCAGAUUAAAAAAAAAUUAAGUAUAAA
Neogale vison (American mink) is the source of this 2002-nucleotide messenger RNA. It is a transcript of the gene FBXO7, whose product is annotated as F-box protein 7. Gene Ontology annotation, biological process: positive regulation of autophagy of mitochondrion; autophagy of mitochondrion. The record is from RefSeq and is a predicted model, not a curated record. The coding region runs from base 134 to 1705 and encodes 523 amino acids. Gene Ontology annotation, molecular function: protein kinase binding. The transcript has 9 exons. NCBI's taxonomy places the organism in Eukaryota, Metazoa, Chordata, Mammalia, Carnivora, Mustelidae.